Molecule: messenger RNA, 723 nt
Organism: Rhododendron vialii
Lineage: Eukaryota; Viridiplantae; Streptophyta; Magnoliopsida; Ericales; Ericaceae
Product: GDSL esterase/lipase At4g16230-like
Exons: 3
Coding region: 1-723 (240 amino acids)
Molecular function (GO): hydrolase activity, acting on ester bonds
Source: RefSeq, a predicted model, not a curated record
AUGGUGGGCCCGGAAGAUAGCCAUACAAGCAUUAGCUUGAGUGUCCAAGCAGCUCAACAUGGUCUGGGUACUGCAGGGUCUGAAAUUCUUUUUGCUUUUUCAGAAGAUUUGCACAGAGAAGGAGGACUCCUCAGGCCUUUGCCAUAUUCUUGGAGUGAUCUAUACAACCUUGGUGCAAGGAAGAUGGUUAUUUCUGAACUUGGUCCACUAGGUUGUUUCCCGUACGUAAUAAACGGCCUUAAACCAAGAAGCAGAUCAUGCGUCGACGAUGCAAACAAGUUGGCUUUCAUUUUCAACGACAAGCUGAAGGUUAAGAUUAAAGAAUUGGGUGACAUGCUGAAAGGAUCAACUUUGAUAACCAGAAUCUUUGAUCUCAUUAAGAGCAUGAUUGAAAAUCCUAUCGCUUACGGGCUAAAAGAAACGAGAUGGCCAUGUUGUGCAACUCAAGAAAACGGGCUAUGCAAAGUCGAUAAAACAGGGCUGUUGCCCCCCAGGAAUCCUUUUUGUCCAGAAAACGCUCCUACUCCGCCCGAAUUUAUCCAGCCAAAGAGCUCGAGCGGAAAGACCACAGAAGGUUUGUGUGAGGACCGGACAUCUUAUCUCUUCUGGGACGAGCUCCACCUGACCAAAGCUGCUAACAAAAUCAUAGUUGAUAAAUGUGUUCAUCCUACUUCAGGGGGCAUUUGUUCUCCGUACGAUAUCAAUCAACUGGCCAACAUAUGA